Messenger RNA from Empidonax traillii (willow flycatcher), 1527 nucleotides. It is a transcript of the gene GFI1, whose product is annotated as growth factor independent 1 transcriptional repressor. Gene Ontology annotation, biological process: regulation of transcription by RNA polymerase II. Gene Ontology annotation, molecular function: DNA-binding transcription factor activity; RNA polymerase II cis-regulatory region sequence-specific DNA binding. The record is from RefSeq and is a predicted model, not a curated record. The transcript is spliced from 6 exons. Lineage: Eukaryota; Metazoa; Chordata; Aves; Passeriformes; Tyrannidae. Bases 101 to 1321 code for a protein of 406 amino acids.
UCGCCUCCCCGCCGCCGUCCCGCAGGAGACUCGGGGGUGACGCUCGCCGCCCGGCGAGGGAGAGGGAGUGCGGCCGUGCCGGCCGUGGCAGCGCCCCACCAUGCCGAGGUCCUUCCUAGUGAAGAGCAAGAAAGCGCACAGCUACCACCAGCCCCGCUCCGCCGACGAGGACUACAGCCUGCGGCUCGAGACGGUGCUAGCCCAGAUCUGUGCAGACAGCAAGAUCCCCGAGGACACGGAGCUGUGCCGCACUGCCCCGCCCGAUCCGGAGACUUCCCAGGGGCGCUUUUCCCCGGAAUCCCACCUUACCGAGGCUGCCGAUGGCACCUCCGAGUCAGUGCCCAGCUGCGAGGGCAGCGUCUGUGACAGAGUGUCCGAAUUCGAGGAUUUCUGGAGACCUCCCUCGCCCUCCGUGUCGCCAGCCUCGGAGAGAUCUGUGUGUCCAUCCCUAGAUGAAGCACCCCCUUUCUCGGUGCCCUUCAAACCGUACAUGUGGAACAGCCUGGGUGGCUCUGAGCUGAGGCAUCUUGUGCAAAGCUACAGGCCCUGCCCAACGCUGGAGCGACCCUCAGCGCUGGGGCUCUUCUGCGACCGAGGCUCUGAGCCUGCCCUGUAUGGCGCUGAGUGUAGCUCUUCCCUUGGACUGUAUGGAGACUUCAGCUCCCCGGGCACGGGGCUGUUUGAGCGCUCGCCGGCAGCAGCUCCUGGACUCUAUGCCGAAACACAGCCUGGGCUGCAGCAGGAGAAGGGGCCGGGUGGCAUCAAAGUGGAGUCAGACCUCUUGUGCCGCCCACUGCUCAUCAGCACUGGCUCGUACAAGUGUGUCAAGUGCAGCAAGGUCUUCUCCACACCGCAUGGCCUUGAGGUACACGUGCGCCGCUCACACAGUGGCACGAGGCCCUUUGCCUGUGACAUGUGUGGCAAGACCUUCGGCCAUGCAGUCAGCCUGGAGCAGCACAAGGCCGUGCACUCGCAGGAACGCAGCUUUGAUUGUAAGAUCUGUGGCAAGAGUUUUAAGAGAUCUUCUACUCUGUCCACCCACCUGCUCAUCCACUCGGACACCCGACCCUAUCCGUGCCAGUACUGUGGGAAGCGGUUCCACCAGAAAUCUGAUAUGAAGAAACACACCUUCAUUCACACAGGUGAGAAGCCUCACAAGUGCCAGGUGUGUGGAAAAGCCUUUAGUCAGAGCUCCAACCUCAUCACCCACAGCCGGAAGCACACAGGCUUCAAGCCCUUUGGCUGUGAUCUGUGUGGCAAAGGCUUCCAACGAAAGGUGGAUUUACGGAGGCACCGGGAGACACAGCAUGGCCUGAAAUGAGGUCUCAGCUGCAAUAUGGAAAGCCUACAACACUAUGAGAACAGACUCCCUUGGCUUCCUUGCUGGACCCAAGCCAUUUCUGAACACAAACCCUGGCAUUACCUUUCUGAACAGAGCUCAAAGAGGAAAGAAGAGGACAGAGCCAUGCAUUGACAGCUCAACUUGGACUGAAAGUAGAAAUUAAAGGCUGUUGUUUUUCUCUUUCU